Lindgomyces ingoldianus is the source of this 1270-nucleotide messenger RNA. Its product is annotated as dephospho-CoA kinase. The record is from RefSeq and is a predicted model, not a curated record. Gene Ontology annotation, molecular function: dephospho-CoA kinase activity; ATP binding. The coding region runs from base 118 to 918 and encodes 266 amino acids. The transcript has a single exon. Lineage: Eukaryota; Fungi; Ascomycota; Dothideomycetes; Pleosporales; Lindgomycetaceae. Gene Ontology annotation, biological process: coenzyme A biosynthetic process.
ACAUAACCCGUCACCCUAUCUCGAAUCACCCACCAUGUGAGCCGCACAUCAAGCAAGAAUACACCCCGGCUGGGACCGUCAUUCUUGUCACCAAUUCACCAUUAAUCCGACUCCAAAAUGCUACUCCUCGGCCUAACGGGCUCUAUCGCAACCGGCAAAUCCACCGUUUCCUCGCUCCUCUCUAAACCACCAUUCUCCCUUCCUAUCGUCGAUGCCGAUCUCAUCGCGCGCCAGGUCGUCGAGCCCGGCACCGCUGGAUACAAUGCCAUCGUCCGCUACUUCAGCCCCUCAACGCCAGACCUCCUUCUCCCAGAUGCGGGACCCAAAGGACGGCCGCUGAACCGACCCGCGCUUGGUCGGCGGGUCUUUGGACACGGUGAGGAGCGUGAGAGGGACAGGAAGGUGCUGAAUGGCAUCGUCCAUCCGGCGGUACGGAAAGAGAUGUAUAAACAAAUGGUGUGGGCGUACUUGAAGGGACAUUGGGCUGUUGUUCUCGACGUCCCGCUGUUGUUUGAGAGUGGUUGGGAGCGGUACUGUGGGACGGUUCUUGUGGUUGGGGUGUCAGAUCCUAAGAUCCAGAUGCGGAGACUCAGGGAUAGAGAUGCACAUCUUACGGAGGAGGAUGCGCGGAAUCGGGUUAUGAGUCAGGGUGAUGUGAGGGAGAAGGCGCAACGGUGUUUGAGGAGAGGGCCGGGGAAGGGCGUGGUUGUGUGGAAUGAUGGGGAUAAAGACCAGUUAAAGCGCGAUGUGGAGAAGGUCAUGCAGGAUGUGAGAAAGGGGAGUCCGAAGUGGUGGAGCUUGCUGCUUUGGUUGUGUCCGCCGCUGGCGGGGAUUGCGGGGUUGGCUAGUUGGUGGAAGAUGAGGAGGGUUCAGUUAGCUUGGGAAGAAGAGAAGAAGAAGGAUAAGGUGAAGCUGUGAGAGUGGGGUUGGUUGAAUCGCAAAGGCGUUUCUAGCUUGACGACCAACGCGGGUAGGUAUCAUGAAGCUUUGAGUAUCAUUUCUACGUGCUCCUCUAGGGCUUUCCUGAAUGCUCUGUAGCCUCUUUGAAUUCCGACCCUUUCGGAACUCCUCAAUACUUAGUUCCCUUGUAUCCCAUUCGCAAGACAGUGUCACUAGCAGCGCUAUUCCGCUGAGUGAGGGUUGGGAUCAGACUAAGUGUAAGGAUAUUUCCUUCCUCGCACUAACUUAAAAGGCGGUGACGACGGAAUAAUACAGUGGGAAAGAGUCGGCCACCGGUUGCGAGGUAACAGCGAUCGUCACAUGACAGCAU